Calidris pugnax (ruff) is the source of this 4874-nucleotide messenger RNA. RefSeq names its product myosin VI (gene MYO6). Gene Ontology annotation, cellular component: endocytic vesicle; ruffle; actin cytoskeleton. NCBI's taxonomy places the organism in Eukaryota, Metazoa, Chordata, Aves, Charadriiformes, Scolopacidae. Gene Ontology annotation, molecular function: actin filament binding; ATP binding; microfilament motor activity. The coding region runs from base 141 to 4004 and encodes 1287 amino acids. The record is from RefSeq and is a predicted model, not a curated record. The transcript has 35 exons. Gene Ontology annotation, biological process: actin filament organization; endocytosis; vesicle transport along actin filament.
CCCCUGUGGCGCUGACGUGCCGGGCGGCCGUGCCGUGCCGUGCCGGGCGGCGGAGGGCGGCGCAGAGCAGCGGCGGCGGCGGGGCUGGCAGCCGGGAGCCGAGGGAGGGAGGCGGCAGGAAAUACUGGCUAGAUCCCACAAUGGAGGACGGGAAGCCCGUUUGGGCUCCACACCCAACUGAUGGGUUUCAGAUGGGGAUGAUUGUGGACAUUGGCCCUGACAACUUAACUAUUGAACCUUUGAAUCAGAAAGGCAAGACUUUCCAGGCUGCUAUCAAUCAAGUGUUUCCUGCGGAAGAGGACAGCAAAAAGGAUGUAGAAGAUAAUUGUUCCCUCAUGUAUCUAAAUGAAGCCACUCUCCUUCACAAUAUCAAAGUUCGGUACAGUAAGGACAGAAUUUACACCUAUGUAGCCAACAUUCUUAUUGCAGUGAAUCCAUAUUUUGAUAUACCUAAGUUUUAUUCUUCAGACACUAUUAAAAAGUACCAGGGGAGAUCACUUGGAACAUUGCCACCACAUGUCUUUGCUAUUGCUGACAAAGCAUUCCGUGACAUGAAAGUGCUCAAAAUGAGUCAGUCCAUCAUCGUCUCUGGAGAAUCAGGAGCUGGCAAGACAGAAAACACUAAAUUUGUUUUGAGGUAUUUGACAGAAUCCUAUGGUUCUGGCCAAGACAUUGAUGAUAGAAUUGUAGAAGCAAAUCCCCUGUUAGAAGCCUUUGGAAAUGCAAAGACUGUUCGCAACAACAACAGCAGUCGUUUUGGGAAAUUUGUUGAAAUUCACUUCAAUGAAAAGAACUCGGUGGUUGGUGGAUUUGUGUCACAUUACCUUCUGGAGAAAUCUAGGAUCUGUGUGCAAGGCAAAGAAGAGAGGAAUUACCAUAUCUUUUACAGGCUUUGUGCUGGUGCUCCAGAAGACAUUAGGGAAAAGCUCUAUCUAAGCUCUCCUGACAACUUCAGGUAUUUAAAUCGGGGCUGUACCAGGUACUUCGCUAACAAAGAAACAGACAAGCAGAUUUUGCAGAAUCGCAAGAGUCCUGAGUAUCUCAAAGCAGGUUCCUUGAAGGAUCCGCUCUUGGAUGACCACGGAGAUUUUAACAGAAUGUGCACGGCCAUGAAGAAGAUCGGGCUGGAUGAUGAUGAGAAACUGGAUCUUUUUAGAGUAGUGGCUGGUGUCCUUCACCUGGGAAACAUUGAUUUUGAGGAAGCUGGGAGCACUUCAGGGGGCUGCGCGCUGCGGCCGCAGAGCCAGCCGUCGCUGGAGCGGUGCGCGGCCCUGCUGGGGCUGGAGGAGGAGGACCUGCGGGGCAGCCUCACCAGCCGCGUCAUGCUCACCACGGCGGGGGGCGCCAAAGGAACGGUCAUCAAGGUACCUUUGAAAGUGGAACAAGCAAACAAUGCUCGUGAUGCCUUGGCUAAAACAGUGUACAGUCAUCUGUUUGACCACGUAGUGAACAGGGUAAACCAGUGUUUUCCCUUUGAGUCAUCUUCUUUUUUCAUCGGAGUUCUAGAUAUAGCUGGUUUUGAAUACUUUGAACACAACAGUUUUGAACAAUUCUGUAUUAAUUACUGUAAUGAAAAACUGCAGCAGUUUUUUAAUGAAAGGAUUCUGAAAGAGGAGCAAGAACUUUACCAAAAAGAAGGCCUGGGGGUUAAUGAAGUGCGCUACGUAGAUAAUCAGGACUGUAUAGAUUUGAUUGAAGCGAAAUUAAUAGGUGUACUGGAUAUUUUGGAUGAAGAAAAUCGUCUUCCCCAACCGAGCGACCAGCAUUUUACUUCAGUUGUGCACCAAAAACACAAGGACCAUUUCAGACUCUCUAUUCCUAGGAAGUCUAAAUUGGCUGUUCACAGAAAUAUCAGAGAUGAUGAAGGCUUUAUUAUCCGACACUUUGCAGGAGCAGUGUGCUACGAGACGAUGCAAUUUGUGGAAAAAAACAACGAUGCUUUGCACAUGUCCCUUGAAUCUCUCAUAUGUGAAUCCAAGGACAAGUUUGUUCGACAGCUGUUUGAAUCUAACACCAACAACAACAGGGAUCCCAAACAAAAAGCUGGGAAGCUUAGUUUCAUCAGUGUGGGAAACAAAUUCAAGACUCAGUUAAAUUUGCUUCUUGAGAAGCUUCACAGUACUGGGUCUAGCUUUAUUCGCUGCAUCAAACCCAAUUUGAAGAUGACAAAUCACCAUUUUGAAGGAGGCCAGAUCCUCUCCCAGCUUCAGUGUUCAGGAAUGGUGUCUGUUCUGGAUUUGAUGCAAGGUGGUUUCCCUUCACGAGCUUCAUUUCAUGAGCUCUAUAACAUGUACAAGAAAUACUUGCCUGAGAAAUUGGCUCGACUGGAUCCUAGGCUUUUUUGCAAGGCACUAUUUAAAGCCUUGGGACUGAAUGAAAAUGACUACAAAUUUGGGUUAACCAAGGUGUUUUUUAGACCCGGCAAGUUUGCAGAGUUUGAUCAGAUAAUGAAGUCUGAUCCGGAUAACUUAGCAGAGCUGGUGAAACGAGUGAAUCGCUGGCUGAUCUGCAGUCGUUGGAAAAAAGUUCAGUGGUGUUCGCUCUCGGUGAUUAAAUUGAAAAAUAAGAUAAAAUAUCGAGCCAGUGCCUGCAUUAAAAUCCAAAAGACUAUUCGUAUGUGGCUUUGCAAAAGAAAGCACCAACCACGCAUUGAUGGGCUGAUAAAAGUGCGUACCCUGAAGAACAGACUUGGUAAAUUUAAUGAAGUAGUGAGUGCUCUGAAGGAGGGGAAGGCAGAGACAAGCAAGCAGGUCAAGGAGCUGGAGUGUUCCAUUGAUGCUUUGAUGACCAAAAUUAAGACCACUAUAAUGACUAGGCAACAGAUACAGAAAGAAUAUGAUGCUCUGGUUAGAAGCUCCGAGCAGCUUCUGAGCGCGCUGCAGAAGAAGAAGCAGCAAGAGGAGGAAGCAGAGAGGCUGCGGCGCAUCCAGGAGGAAAUGGAAAAAGAAAGAAAGAGGCGUGAAGAGGAAGAACAAAAACGAAGGAAGGAAGAGGAGGAAAGGCGUCUGAAAUCUGAGAUUGAGGCAAAGAGAAAACAGGGAGAAGAAGAGAGAAAAAGGAGGGAAGAGGAAGAAAAGCGGAUGCAGGCUGAAAUUGAGGCUCAGCUGGCAAGAGAGCGAGAAGAGGAGACCCAGCACCAGGCAGUGCUGGAACAGGAACGUCGGGACCAUGAACUUGCAAUGAGGAUUGCCCAGAGCGAGGCAGAACUCAUCAGUGAUGAGGCUCAGCUGGAUUUGGGAUUGCGCAGAGCCAAUGGAACAAAGCCCCAAAUGACUGCGGAACAAAUGGCCACAGAAAUGUCAGAAAUAUUGUCUAGGAGUCCUUCAGUUCAAGCCACGAAAGCUGCUGCUGGUACUAAGAAGCACGAUCUCAGUAAGUGGAAAUACGCAGAGCUUCGUGACACAAUCAAUACAUCCUGUGAUAUUGAGCUGUUGGCAGCUUGCAGAGAAGAGUUUCACAGAAGGUUAAAGGUUUAUCAUGCUUGGAAAUCCAGGAAUAAGAAGCGUAACGCGGAAGCAGAACAGCGUGCUCCCAAAUCAGUCACAGACUAUGAUUUUGCACCAUUUUUGAGCAACUCACGUAAUCACCAACAGAACCCGACAGCCCAGCUCCCGGCCAGGCACCAGGAGAUAGAAAUGAACAGGCAGCAGCGUUACUUCCGCAUCCCCUUCAUCCGCCCCGCCGACCAGUACAAGGACCCCCAGAACAAGAAGAAGGGCUGGUGGUACGCCCACUUUGAUGGGCCCUGGAUCGCUCGGCAGAUGGAACUUCACCCUGACAAGGCACCCAUUCUUCUGGUAGCAGGUAAGGACGACAUGGAUAUGUGUGAGCUCAACCUGGAAGAGACUGGCUUGACUCGCAAGCGAGGGGCUGAGAUCCUGCCCAGGCAGUUUGAGGAGAUCUGGGAGCGCUGUGGUGGCAUCCAGUACCUGCAGAACGCCAUCGAGAGCAGGCAGGCCCGUCCCACCUACGCCACCGCCAUGCUGCAGAACCUCCUCAAAUAAACCCUCCUCCUCCUCCUCCUCCUCCUCCACGGGUUCCAGCCCAGGACACAAAGGGAAGAGCUCCUCUGCGCCACAGGGGACGUGGGGCAUUCCACAAUCACCUUAGAGAUGUCCAAUAUAAAGUGAACAGAUUUUAUUAAUCACCUGGUUUGUUAAUUUCUACUUCACGACGUUUAAUUUGUGUUUAGUGAACUCUACUAGCUAUGAGGACCUCCAAACGAUGUCAGGCAGUUGUAGUUUGUUGCAUUUUUUUUUUUUUUUUUUUUUUUUUUUGUUUAUGUUGCAUUUUCUGUGGGGGUUCCUGCUCUAACUCCUAACCCUUCCAGCCCCCUUCCAGCCCUCGGCUGCGUCUCCUGGGGUCUGUGCUGCAGCCCCCGCUCUCUGCGUCCCCUCUCUCACCCACCCAGCUCCUGGCUUCAAGCUGGGAACUGGGAAAGAGGAUUCGCUGUUUCCUGUAACUGGAAUCGUGAGGCCUUAGCUUUGACUUCUGUUCCGGAGAAGUUGGAGUGUACUUUUAUAUAAUCUGAGACAUUUUCAAUGUCCUGAUGUGAAAACUGGCUAGUGGCUGUACUUACUGACUGCUCCAGAAGCUGACGGGAAGUCCUCCUGAGCUUGAGACCCAUAAAUCCCUAUUUCAUGCGUUCUCUGUCUUGGUUUCAGAGAACUGCUUUGCUGUACAUUCAUGUACAUCAAUAGUGUGUGACACCAGAGGUGCCCCAGGAAUGUCCUGCUCGUCAGGGCUCCCACCGCUUCUCUCUGAGGUUCUUUUUUUUUCUCUUACAGUACCAAUUUCCUUUAGACUUCUGUUUUUCUGACCAAAUUUCCAUUAGGAAUUCUUGGGACAGCUUUAUGCAGGCAGUGUAAUUUCAA